Molecule: messenger RNA, 2065 nt
Organism: Dama dama (fallow deer)
Lineage: Eukaryota; Metazoa; Chordata; Mammalia; Artiodactyla; Cervidae
Gene: ZNF358
Product: zinc finger protein 358
Exons: 3
Coding region: 218-1996 (592 amino acids)
Biological process (GO): regulation of transcription by RNA polymerase II
Cellular component (GO): nucleus
Molecular function (GO): DNA-binding transcription factor activity; RNA polymerase II cis-regulatory region sequence-specific DNA binding
Source: RefSeq, a predicted model, not a curated record
GUUCAGGAGACCCAUCCUCCAGAGGGACCUCCCCCAGGACUCCAGUUGUUUCCCCUCACUCUCCAGUCUUGGGGUCCAGAGCACUGGAAGCCCCUUCCUCAGAAGGUGAUACAAGAUUCCACCAGCCCCCCAGGAACUCAGGGAAGGACCCCAGUUAUGUCUCCUUGCUGCUUGUAGCUCAGAGGACCUGAGCUUCCCACCAGAGGAGGAGCCCAGGAUGGAGAGAGGGGCGGAGCCAUGGAGCUGGGUGCUGGAGACCUCUAGUGCUGGGUCCCCUGACUUCUAUCCAGAUCCUGCCCCAGAAGCCGGUACUUCCACACCAGGGAUGAGGCGUUCCGUCUUAGUCAGGAACCCAGGCCACAGAGGCAGGAGGCCUGAUUAUGAAGAGCUUGACUCAGACUCAGAAGACCUAGACCCCGACCCAGAAGAGCUGGACCCAGCUUCUGAAAACCUGGAGCCUGAGCCGGAAAACCUCCACACUGUCUCUGAGGAUGUGGACCCCAGCUAUGAAGAUCUGGAGCCUGUCUCCGAGGCUCUGGAUGCCGAGGUGGAUGCUCCAGGCUCCAUCUCAGGGAUCCGUGACUCCGACCCCCAAGAUCUCGACCCCCUGUCUUCAAGUUUCGACGACCCCGACGUCAUCGGCCCCGUUCCCCUGAUCCUCGACCCUAACAGCGACACUCUCAGUCCCGCUGCCGCCCCAGACCUGGACUCCCUCUCCUCCGACCUCCCUGCCACCCCUGAGGUCCUGACCGCCGCCCCGGCGGUGCUCCCUGCACCUGCCAGCCCACCCCGGCCCUUCUCCUGCCCCGACUGCGGGCGAGCCUUCCGCCGCAGCUCGGGGCUGAGCCAGCACCGCCGCACGCACAGCGGCGAGAAGCCCUACCGCUGCCCCGACUGUGGCAAGUCAUUCAGCCACGGCGCCACGCUGGCGCAGCACCGGGGCAUCCACACUGGCGCGCGGCCCUACCAGUGCGCCGCGUGCGGCAAGGCCUUCGGUUGGCGCUCCACACUGCUCAAGCACCGCAGCAGCCACAGUGGCGAGAAGCCUCACCAUUGCCCGGUGUGUGGCAAAGCCUUCGGCCACGGCUCACUGCUGGCGCAGCACCUGCGCACGCACGGCGGCCCGCGGCCGCACAAGUGCCCGGUGUGCGCCAAGGGCUUCGGGCAGGGCUCGGCGCUGCUGAAGCACCUGCGCACGCACACGGGCGAGAGGCCGUACCCGUGCCCGCAAUGCGGCAAGGCCUUCGGGCAGAGCUCGGCGCUGCUGCAGCACCAGCGCACGCACACGGCCGAGCGCCCCUACCGCUGUCCCCACUGCGGCAAGGCCUUUGGCCAGAGCUCCAACCUGCAGCAUCACCUGCGCACGCACACGGGCGAGCGGCCCUACGCCUGCCCCCACUGCUCCAAGGCCUUUGGCCAGAGCUCCGCGUUGCUGCAGCACCUACAUGUGCAUUCGGGCGAGCGCCCCUACCGCUGCCAGCUCUGCGGCAAGGCCUUCGGCCAAGCCUCCAGCCUCACCAAGCACAAGCGUGUGCACGAGGGUGCGGCUGCCGCCGCCGCUGCUGCCGGCCUGGGCCUCAGCCCCACUUCGAUGCUAAGGGCAGGGCAGGCCUCCCUCCUGGGUCCGGAUGCUGUCUCGGUGCUCAGCCCUGGCCCUAGCUCUGGCCUUGACCCUGACCCUGGCUCUGCACUGGGCUCCCUCCCCAAUCCCAACCCCAAACCCACCAGUGGCUCUGGAUCUAGCCCCAUCCCUGAUUCUGUCCUGUCUUCUGACCCUAAGCCUGGGCGCAAUGCCAAUUCCGACCUCCUGGCUAACCCUGACCACAGAUCUGGCCUCAGCCCCGACAUAGAUCCUGUGCCCAGCCCUGACCCUAACUCCAAGUCCCACCCUGACCCCGGCUCUCCCAGCCGUGACACUGUCAGCCCAGCCCUCCCUACGGGCGAGAGUCCCAGGUGGGUGCAAGAACAAGAAGCCCUGCUCGGGCCUGAUGGCUGAAGGGUGUGCUGGCACCCACAGGGGCCUGGGAAAGCGUGUGUUGUGCAGUUAGUAAAAUCCUCCCACUGC